CUUAUUUUUAUUAAGGUAGGAAAGGGAACUAGGAAAUGCUGGAAGCACUGACUGACUGAGUGACGACUGUGAGUCUGUUACUGAACGAUAAGGAUAAGUGCAAGUUGCAACUUGCAAGUGCAUUUCGCAAUAAAUAUUAUUUAGCAUAAAUUUUAAUCUGGAACGGUGCCUUAAAACUUUUUAUUUCUGACGUAGUAUAAUGAAUCAAGGAUGGUACUCAAAGAAAGAUGUUAUCCAGGAUCUGACAAUGGCUACAGGAAAAAACGUUUGUGAUUUGAAUGAAGAAUAUGUUAUAAUGGGAAAAAAACCUCCACCACCAUGUCAUAUGGCCAAUGAAGAAGAAGAAGAGAUGCAGAUCGCAACAUUGUACGGUGGACGAAAACCUUCAGACUAUAAAGAUAUUGGCAAGCCAGAUUUAAUGGGAAUAACGCAAAUGAUAAGAAUGGUUGAUCAGUUUUACGAAAGACCUUCAAUAGAAAAUCGGACAAACGGUGAUAAGAAACAAGUGACAAGUGACACGCUAGUUUCCAUUAGCAAAUUAAAUCCAGAUGUAGUUGAAUUCGUACCACUAAAUAAGAAACUUCCAUAUAAGUUAGAUAAAGAAGGUUUAAAUUGUAUAGAAGAUGUUAUUAAGAACAAAGAUGUAUCGUACGAAAGUGAAAAGUCUGAUAAAAGAGGAGAACAAAUAAAAAAGUCUAUAGAUAUAAAUAAAAUAAAAGAAAUAAACAAGAACAAUAAUUGUAACAAUAAUAGUUCAGGUUGUAUUGACAUUUCGCGUCUUUCGCCAUUAGAGAUGCAAGAGAUGAGACAAAAGUUAAAAACAAAAAUAAGCGGAACAUCAAACACAAACUGUGUAAAAGUAAAGCGAGAACGAAAUUUGGCUAUCGCAACAUUAGUGAAGUUACAUUGCCAACCACCAAACACAGCUGUUCCCGGGGAAGAUAAAAUUGAAUUGAAAGCACCUGAUUACUAUCAAAAAAGUCUUUCAAGUCAUGAAAAGGAUUCAAAAAUGAAGGAAUCUAUUAAAAAAUCUAGUAUAAUACCCGAUGCUGCUUUCGAAAGAACUGUUAUGAUUACAGAAAAGCCAGAGUUUAAUGAAAAUCUUGAACAUAUGGUUGAUAGUAAUAGCAAUCAGUUAUAUGUAGCAAAAGAACCAAAUGCAACAACAUCUAAAGGAAAAGAUGAUGAUAAAAAACAACCAUAUCAUAGUACACUUUGUCCAGCAAAGGAAAAUUCAGAGGUAAUACCAAAAGAAGUGAGGGAGUCGAUAGUAAAAGUGGAAAAUUGGUUCAAUAGCCCGUCGAAGAAACAAAAAGGAUCUUCAUUUUAUUUAGGACCAGUAACAUUCAAAAGGAAAGUUAGCAGUAAACCGAUGUCUCCGAUUUCAAUCGAUUCGGAAAACAGCAAUGUUCAAAAGUCGGAGACAUUCGUGCCCUCGGUGUUCGCAAAUCAAUUGUCUAAACAGUACAUGGAACGCAGUAAAGCAAGAGAGGCCAGAGAACAAGAUAUAUGGACGAAAAUAGAGUUAGAAUUGAAAGCUAAGGAUGAAAAAGUAAAAAACCAAGCUCACGUUAUAGCAUAGUUACUGGUAGUAACUGUGUACAACAAUUUAGAAUCGAACAAAUCUUAAUUACUGCACUAGUCGCAAUAAUAAGAACAAACGCAAUUUGAGAGUGACUCAUUGUUAUUCCGCGCUAGUCAUAACUUAAGUGCCGAAUGGCAAUAUAUCUUGUUGGUCUUAACGAAGAUAAGCUUUAAGACACUAAAUAAGCUCAAGACGUGUAAAAGUAUUAAAACUUUAAAUAUAAAACAUAUUUAAUGUGAAUAAUAUUUUAAUGUUGUGAAAUUAUUUUUAUAAUAAAUUGAUAUUUUAUAAUUACUAUGUAUUCCGGUUUCACAUUUUACGAUACUCCGGUAAAUACCGCUCUAUUACGAUAGUUCUACCCGAAGAUUGAAUCAAAAAAUUGUCUUAUGAAAACAAGAAAAUGACAACAGAAAAAUCAGAAAACGAUAAAAAAGUCAGCAUUGCAUGACAGUAUUCGGUUAAUAUUACCAACCGAAAAAAGAGCUGGCGUUUAAUACUACAUUAACCAGAACUUUCUGGUAAUGUAUGUAAUCAUCGCUUCUCAAGCCUUUGAAUAUUCAAUUUUCGUUUCCAAUUCGCCAGUGUAAAAACUACCAUACUCUUUCACAUAUUUAAAUGAUAAAGUCAAAUUAUUGUCCACGUAAACUUGACAGUUUUGUCAUGUCAAAGGCAAUGAUGCAAAUUUGUGGAAUAUUUCUAGUAGCUGUAACAGCAAACAUGUGAUCUCUGAUCAGAACCAGAAGUCUGGUCAUGGUUAAUUUUUACUAGAUCUUGUAGAAUAAUUAAGCCAAAUACAGAUAUUACAUUAAUUAAUGUUGAUUAUUCUUCUUGGAAGGAUCUACAUUCUGAACCAGUGGUAGCUUCAUAUUUAAUAUAAUUCUGUAAAAUGUCGAUUCAAAAUUUCUUGUAAAAGCAAACUUGAAUAAAGCUUUCCAUUCCA
Messenger RNA from Vanessa atalanta (red admiral), 2525 nucleotides. RefSeq lists its product as uncharacterized. The coding region runs from base 200 to 1582 and encodes 460 amino acids. The record is from RefSeq and is a predicted model, not a curated record. The transcript has 4 exons. NCBI's taxonomy places the organism in Eukaryota, Metazoa, Arthropoda, Insecta, Lepidoptera, Nymphalidae.